Molecule: messenger RNA, 4483 nt
Organism: Clupea harengus (Atlantic herring)
Lineage: Eukaryota; Metazoa; Chordata; Actinopteri; Clupeiformes; Clupeidae
Gene: xpr1b
Product: xenotropic and polytropic retrovirus receptor 1b
Exons: 13
Biological process (GO): cellular response to phosphate starvation; phosphate ion transport
Cellular component (GO): Golgi apparatus; plasma membrane; cytoplasm
Molecular function (GO): inositol hexakisphosphate binding; phosphate transmembrane transporter activity
Source: RefSeq, a predicted model, not a curated record
ACACUGUUACUUUGUCUGUUCACAGUCACUGAUGAAGACACGGUCAAGAGAUACUAUGCCAAGUUUGAGGAGAAGUUCUUCCAAACAUGCGAAAAGGAGCUGGCCAAAAUCAACACGUUCUACUCAGAAAAGUUGGCUGAGGCGCAGCGGCGGUUCGCCACGCUGCAGAACGAGCUGCAGUCAUCGCUGGACGCGCAGCGGGAGAGCACCGGCGCUCCGGGUCUGCGUCGCCGCCGCGCCGUCUUCCACCUCACCCAGCAGGAGCGCUGCACGCACCGCAACAUCAAAGACCUGAAGCUGGCCUUCAGCGAGUUCUACCUCAGCCUCAUCCUGCUACAGAACUACCAGAAUCUGAACUUCACAGGCUUCCGGAAGAUUCUGAAGAAACAUGACAAGAUCUUUGAAACGACGCGGGGUGCAGACUGGCGGGUGGCCCACGUGGAGGUGGCUCCCUUCUACACUUGCAAGAAGAUCACCCAGCUCAUCUCUGAGACGGAGGCCCUGGUCACCACAGAGCUGGAGUGUGGGGACCGUCAGAGGGCCAUGAAGAGACUGCGGGUGCCCCCGCUGGGUGCAGCUCAGCCCGCGCCUGCCUGGACCACCUUUAGGGUGGGUUUAUACUGUGGAGUCUUCAUUGUCCUCACCGUCACAGUCAUCAUCACAGGUGUGGCUAAGUUCCUGUCCAACAAGGAGCACGAUGUGUGGCCGCUGGUGCGCAUCUACCGUGGCGGCUUCCUGCUCAUCGAGUUCCUCUUCCUGCUCGGGAUCAACACCUACGGCUGGAGGCAGGCGGGGGUCAACCAUGUGCUCAUAUUCGAACUCAAUCCCCGCAACAACCUCUCCCACCAGCAUCUCUUUGAGAUCGCAGGCUUCCUGGGCGUGUUGUGGUGCGUGAGCAUCCUGUCGUGCCUCUUCUCCAACCCCUUGCAUGUCCCCAUGCUGGCCAACCCGCUCAUGCUGUACGGCUUCUUCUUCCUCUUCCUCAUCAACCCCUUCAAGACUUGCUACUACAAGUCCCGCUUCUGGCUCCUCAAGCUGCUGUUCCGGGUGGUCACGGCUCCAUUCCACCGGGUGGAGUUUGCGGACUUCUGGCUGGCUGACCAGCUGAACUCUCUGGGGAUGGUGCUUAUGGACCUGGAGUACAUGAUCUGCUACUACAGCAUGGACAUCACCUGGGCCAAUCCAUAUCAGGAGAUGGACACACGAGAAGGGAGUGAAUGCCACACGUACUCGUACGGCGUGCGGGCUGUGAUCAAGUGCCUGCCCGCCUGGUUCCGUUUCGUACAGUGCCUGAGGCGUUACCGUGACACCAAGCGUGCCUUCCCUCACCUGGUCAACGCCGGCAAAUACUCCACCACCUUCUUCGCCGUCACCUUCACCGCCCUUUACCACACACACAAAGACGAACCUGAGAACACUGUGUUCUUCUACAUGAUGAUCAGCUGCCUAGUGGCCAGCUCCUGCUACACGCUCAUCUGGGACCUGAAGAUGGACUGGGGCCUGUUCGACCGCAGCGCCGGAGAGAACACCUUCCUGAGAGAGGAGAUAGUCUACCCACAGAAAGCGUACUACUACUGUGCCAUACUGGAGGACGUGCUCCUGCGCUUCGCCUGGACCAUCCCCAUCUCCGUCAGCUCCGUCACCAGCGUUCCCCACAUCACCGACAUCCUCAGCACCAUCCUGGCUCCACUGGAGGUCUUCAGGCGUUUUGUGUGGAACUUUUUCCGUCUGGAGAACGAGCACCUGAACAACUGCGGUGAGUUCCGAGCAGUGCGGGACAUCUCGGUGGCACCACUGAACGCAGACGACCAGACGCUGCUGGAGCAGAUGAUGGACCAGGAGGACGGCGUCCGCAACCGGCUGGGCAAGAAGAAUUACAAGAGGAGCUACAGCAUGUCCCUGAGACGGCCGCGCCUAGCCUCCCAGUCUAAGACGCGAGACACUAGGGUCCUCAUAGAGGACACGGACGAUGACACCUGACAUCUUCCUCCGCGGGGCCUUCGAGGCUCCGCCCUAAAGACAGCGGCCCUGUGGAGGCCACAGCUCUCUCAACUGUUCAGUCCGACAUCACAGAGUGGCCCGUCCACCACAACACCCACACACAAAGCCCAGUAACACACACACACACACACACACAUCCAAAUGACCAGUACCAUUCUGUUGAGAGAGAGAGAGAGAGAGAGAGAGACAGAAAGAAACUUCCACAAUCACAAAGACAGCUAAGUUACCUUUUACGUUCAAAGUAUACACACAAACACACACAGACACACACAGACACACACACACACAAUCAGGUUACACAUCAGUGACAGCCAUGCUAACCAAGUAGCAAGAAAUAAGCAGGUGACAAACACACACCUUCUGAGCCCCAGUGGCUAACAAACACACUUGUAAAUACUGAAUAUACAGAGACCAAGAAUCAUCUACACACUGUAAACACUCAUGUGCACAUGCAUCAUACUUCCAGACACACUUGUAUUUGCCCCAACAUGCCACUUUUCUUCCAUUCCCGUUCUCUUGCUCAUCUGUCACUGCCUUGAGUGUUUUUUCAGAGGAGGUUAGACCAUUCUCAAGACUGCUCAAACGUUGUAAAUAUCAUAGGCUACACGGGCAACUAUUGUUUAUUGAUCGAUAAUCAGAAAUAAUGUAGCUGACCUGGGGUAGAGAUUCCUCAGGCUGGACAUUGACCUCUCCUGUAAGGCAAUCAGUCUGGUUGAAUGCCAGUGUCUAUGGAUCUGUUGUUUUAUGUGAAUUUAUUUUAAUGUUUUGGAUGAAGUCAAAGAUGAAAACAAGAUUUGUAAUGUUAAUGUGGCAGUCCCAGAGAUGUGUGUGUGCCACAGUUUUCAUCUUUUAUUUUCUUUUUCGAAAAAUGAUUUGAAUGUACAUUUCAUUGUUAUUUAUGUGAAAGAGAUAUGCCUUGAAAGUUGCCUAAGGAAUGGGAUGUUUUUUGAAGUUGGGGAAGGUUUCAAUGGUCCCCCCCCACACACACACACACACACACACACACACACACACACACACAGUAUGGCUUUUAAAUGUGAUGAAACCCACAGGUGGCAGCCAUAGGCUGACUUUCCAUGGAGCACCCAAGCCCCGCCCUUCUAGCUCAUUGGAGAGGCUCAUCUGAAUGACAGCUAUAUUCUCUGUAUUUGUUUAUGCCAGAUGUCAGAGAAAUGCCUAUUGAAUAUUUCCCCAGUGCUGUUUGGGAAAAAGUAUUACUGAGCUAGGGUAACAUGUAGCUUUUUCUGAGCAAGCCACAUUUGUAGAACAUUCCAUUAGCACUUUGAUGAUGUGUUGAAGGCUCGCGUCCACUUGCCAGUCAUUCCCCCCCCACCCAUCCCCUGAAAGUGGGGUGGUCCAUCUUUACGCAUUAGAAAAAUCUGUGUAAACGUCAAUGCUUUUGCCUCUGUAUUUACUGUGAACUGCUGUCCUAUUCCAGUGUAACAGCAUUCCAAGCCAUUUCCAUGGAAGGUCCCUGAGGUGAAACCUUGUCCAUGUUUUAAUGUAUGACUCUUGCCAGUGAGAAUCCUUGAAAUGCCACCUGUGGGUUUUUAGCAAACAUGCAUUGGGAGGCUCUUUAAUGACAUAUUUAAUGACAUGUUUAAGCACCAUGGUGAAACUGUUGUGAGGAUUUCAGGGACUUUUAUGUUCUGAUCUCAAUAUGACCUGUUUCCCAAGAGCAUCGCAGGACUCCACUUCAGUUGUGAUAGAAUCGUUUGCAGAUCUCCCUCUACUACCAUGACCCCAAGUUAUUCAAGGAUGACUUUGUUCUUUGACGCUUUUGGAAAAUGAGGCCUUAAUAUGCUACCUUCUGAUCUGUUCACUAACUAAAGAACUGCUCUUAAGUGGGUGGGUGGGGGCGGGGGGACUAUUACCGAAGAGCCAUCGAGGACACUGGUGGUGAAGUGAUGCAGGAAGUCUGUUACAUUCCAGGAGAGACCAGAGUAUGCAUGGCCAAAUCAAGAGCAAAGAGAAGCCACUGUUAAACGCAUCCUAAUCAUAAGCCACACAUACACUGAAGCUGUCUUUCCUCGGCCCCGGUGGUGGAGUGCAGUACUGUAUUCCAUGGCCUUGGGGUCAAAGGCCACUGCAAUGCAGCUGCAACACCGGGAGAAAUUACGCUGUUGUUAGGAUCCUUUAGAAAAAGAUCAAGUCUGCUGUAAAUACCAUGGACCAAAAAGAAAAAAAAAGGUUACUCUGUGGAUUUUUGUUUGUUUCAGGUUUGAAUAUUGGUGACAUUUUGUUUCCAAAUGGAGAAGGAUCUUCUGUGAACUCUGUUAGAAGUUCUCAUUGGCCAUCAGUUUCUGUUCUGUCUCUUGUGCUUGUUGUACCGUUGUACUCUUUAUCCCCGGCCACUGUAACCGCCCCAAAGGGGGAGAUCUCUACAUGCAUUUACCCCUCCGUAUGUAAGAGGAGGAAAAACUAAAGCAUUGAGCUUGUCUCACUCUCCCUGUUACAGUUUUUAAGUAAAAUGAUCAAACAA